This is a messenger RNA of Oikopleura dioica, 20328 nucleotides long. The record is from the annotation of a GenBank genome assembly. NCBI's taxonomy places the organism in Eukaryota, Metazoa, Chordata, Appendicularia, Copelata, Oikopleuridae.
AUGAAGAAAAUAUUGUACAUACUGGUGUAUGCCAGUAAUGCGCAAUUCAAUGGUCCGAAUCAAUUUAAAUGCGGGCCAAAGGAAUACUGCAAUGAAGUCGACAACCGCCGAAUGGAGUUAAACUGCAAGGAUGAUUCGACCAGCUGCACGACUUGUCCAAAGAAUAUGGAAAAUGAUGGAUAUCGGUGCAAACCGACAAGAUGGGAGUAUGGUAAUCACGAUGACACCCAACCCGCUUGUCCAGCUGGGACAUCUCGUGCUAAUAAUGAACAGCAAUGUUCUGUGAAGUCUGGCGAGGUUAUCGGUAUUGGUGCAGUUACUUGUCCUCCUGGAACUUAUGGAACGAUCACAACUGGCGGAUUUAGCGACUGCACACCAUGCGUAAGAGGAGAUGCCUUUAGUUGUCCUGGCGGUAGCAGUACGGAUCCUUGCAGCUCUUCUUCAAGUUUUUGCGAGCACGAUUACUGUACUAAAUGUACAAGUUGUCCAAGUAAUGCUGUUUGCGAUAAAAAUGGAGUCGUCGAAUUCUGCAACACAAAUCAGAUCGUAAGCGGCAAUGUCUGCGUGCAAAAAUGUGAUGCUGGCAAAGACUGUGUAACUGGAAAUGACUGCGCUGCUGGAAAAUAUCGAGAUCAAUACUCUUCAACUGAUGAAUGCAUGGAUUGUCCGGAAGGUUAUUCUUGUGCUGGCGGAGCUGCUUUGCCUGUUGAUUGCCCUGAAGGUGAACAUGCAGCCGCUGGACAGAGCUCUUGCACAAACUGGAGCGAUUCUCUUGCAUGUCCAGAUGGAAGUUAUCCAAAAGAUGGCACUGCGUUCUGUGAUCCUUGCCCACAAGGUUACUCUUGUAGCACGACGAGUUCUGACUCUACAGUUUGCCCUGAUGGUCAAUAUUCGGCUCUUGGUGAAAUGACUUGCUCUCCAUGUCCUACUGAGCAUGUUUGCCCUACUGGAGGCAUUCCAUAUCGAUGCAAAGCUAAUCAAGAACUGAAGACAUCAGGAAGUAUUCAAUAUUGCGCAACGAAAACAUCCUCAAUUAUUUAUGCUGCCUGUCCUGAUGGCUACGCAUGUGAUAACAACAAUAAUCCACUUACAGUUUGUCAGCCUGGGACUUAUUCAAAUAACAGAAACUGUGCUCAAUGUCCAAUUGGAAGUAUGUGCCCUUAUCCUGAAAUGGGAAGUCCUAUUACUUGUCAACAUGGAUAUUAUCAGGACAGCACAGGCUCCACUUGGUGUAAAGAAUGUCCAGCUGGCUAUCGUUGCACUUCGAAUAGUGCAGCGCAAUGCAACGGUGGGCAAUAUUCGAAUAUCGGAGAUAUGGAUUGUCAUGUUUGCCCAACUGGAUAUUUCUGCAAUGCCCAGGAUGCUUCGGCUCCAGUUCUAUGCCCUCCUGGAACAUUUACGGUGGGCACUGGCAAUACUGAAUGUACAGAAUGUCCAGCAGGAAGCCGUUGCGCUCAUGGCAAAAAAGAGGAUUGUCUUGCUUAUUAUUAUUCAAAAAAAGGCCAAACUAUCUGCUUGCCGUGCCCUGCCGGUCACCAAUGCAGUAAUAAUGUUCUUACUCGUUGUGCGCCUGGAACUUACUCAAAUAUGCUGGAAUCGGCAUGCAAGAAUUGUGAGGCUGGGUUUUAUUGUCCUUCAGAUGGAACUGAAAUGGAGAACGAAAUUAAAGUCAUUUGUCCUCUUGGCUACUAUUGUGACCCAGGAAGUCCUGCGCCUAAGGAAUGUCCAAAGGGAACAUAUGGACCCAACAUGGGGCUAACUGGUUUAGGCGACUGCAUGCCAUGCCCAAAUGGAUAUUUUUGCCCACCCGCCACCCCUGGUUAUCCAUCAGAAAAACAACUUUGCCCACUAGGGCACUAUUGCACGGGAACAUCGAUAAAUCAGUGUCCAGGAGGAACAUACAAUGACAUGAAAGGUGCUUAUGAUGCAUCUCACUGCAAGGAUUGUAAAGCAGGACGGUUUUGCCCUGCUGGAACUGGUUGGACAACACCUGGCAAUCCUUGCUCGAGAGGACAUUUUUGUCAUGAAGAAGGAAUGGCAAAUGCUCAAGUUUGCCCUCCAGGAACAUAUAAUUCUGGCAGAGGAGCGAAAUUCGCAAGUAAAUGCAUCCCUUGCCCUGCUGGUCAUUUUUGCUGCGACAGCAUGAACGCCCCUUGGGAAGUCUACGGGGACACUUGCACUGGAGGUGUCGCUGAACCUCAACCAUGUCGAAAGGGUACUUAUCAAGAACGACGGGGCCAAUUCACAUGCGAUCUUUGUCCCGCUGGCAAAAACUGUCCCGAUGAAAGAAUGACGAUGCCUCUUGACUGUGAGUUUGGCAAGUUCUGUAUGAUUGGCACCGGAGCAGAUACCGUUCAACCAGUGCGAUGUCCAUUUGGCUUCUUGAAUGAUCGAUUGAAUGCAACAAGCAUGGAUGAUUGUGAGCCCUGUCCACCAGGAUAUUAUUGCGAUCAUACUGAUGGAAACACUUGGAUGAGCGCAGGUCAACAUCCAACGCCUUGUCCACCAGGCCAAUAUUGUAUGGAGCGAACACCAAAGAACGGCACAUAUUUUUGUCCAAAAGGAACGUUCAAUAAUCAAGAAAUGCUCACGCAUUCUGUGAACUGUACAACCUGCCCUGCUGGAAAAUUCUGCGAGAUUGGUGCAAUAGAUGAUGGCAAAGGAAUAAAUAUAUGCCCGACUGGCCAUUUUUGUCCUCCAGGAACUGGUGGCGACGACGACGAUGACCCAGAUAUACCUGAAUGCCCUGCUGGAACAUAUAAUAAUCAGACGGGAAUGUCACGUGUAGAAGAUUGUGUUGUGUGCCCGGCGGGAUCAUUCUGUGGAUCUGGAGACUCAGAUUUCACUCAAUGUGAACCGGGAAGUUACAGUGACCAAACGGGUAUUCUUUCUCAAAGCGAAUGUGAUAGAUGCCCUGCUGGAUACAAAUGCUCUGGUGGAAGCUCUGUAGAAGUUUGCGGCAUUGGUUUCUACUCAGAUUAUGGUGCCAAAGAUUGUCUGAUAUGCGAGAAAGGACGAUAUUGCCAUCUAAAUACAACAACAUAUGAAGAUAUGUGGUUCUAUAAUGUUUGUCCAGAGGGAACUGAUUGCUCAGCAGGCGGAAAAGAUCAUAUUCCAGAUCUCAAGAGAGAUGCUUGUCCGCUUGGACAAUGGUGCGCAAAAGGUGACGUGAAAGCUUAUCAGUCCGAGCCUCAAAACUGUCCUGUUGGUACUUACGGCCAACGCGUGGGUCUUUCGAACAAAUAUGAGUGUGAUAAAUGCCCUGCUGGAUUCUAUUGUGAUACCGAAGCUAUCAAAUGCGAAAGCCUUCUGUACGGUGCUCCUGAUGGGGAUGACUGCGAUGGAGUAAAAGUUUGUCCAAAAGGACAUUAUUGUGAACUUGGAAGUGAGCUACCAGUUCCAUGCGGCCCUGGCUUUUAUAGAUCAAUAACUGACACGCAAGCUGCAGUAAACCAAACAAGUUGCAGUAUUUGCAAGAGUGGUUAUUAUUGUGACCAAUAUGGGACACACGACGAUUUUGGCAACGCUGUCCCUGAUGACUUCACGGACGCAACUCAGCUUAUCAAAAUUUGUCCCAAGGGAAGUUAUUGUCCACCCGGCUCUAUAUUCCCUGAGCUUUGCGACGCCGGAACAUAUGGACCCGCUGAAGGAUUCCGAUCUUCAUAUGAAUGUAUUCCAUGUGACGAAGGGACAUAUUGCCCUGAGCGUGGAAUGGAAAUCACUGGUCAAAACUGUACAGCUGGUUAUUACUGUUCUGGAGGCUCAAAAUCUAAGAAUCCAAUCGACGGCGUAACAGGAAAUAUAUGCCCUAAAGGAUAUUACUGCGAAGCUGGGACUCCUCAACCGCAAGAAUGCAAUGAGGGUUUUGCAACUCUUUUUGAAGGAGCCACCUCAAGUACCGACUGCAAAGAAUGUUAUCCUGGCUACUACUGUCCAAAAGGCAACAAACUUCCUUGUGAGCCGGGUAAAUUCUGCCCUGCAGGUUCAUCCGAAGGUGAAGAUUGUCCAGCGGGCCAUUACUGCAAGCAGCGAACACUGCUCGACUUCACAAUGAUUGGAGCCAUUCACCCAGCUCCAUGCUCUCCUGGAAGCUUUGCUGCUGCUUCAAAUCGAGAAACCUGUGAACAGUGUACUGCUGGAUUUUUCUGCCCGGUUCAAAAGAUGACAGAAGGUUACUCCUGCCCACCAGGUUAUUACUGUCCAACCGGAUCCAGGAAACCACUUGCAUGUGCAGCGGGGAAAUACAAUCCACUAUCCGAAUCAACAAGCGAAAGCGACUGUCAGUUCUGUCCGGUUAAUCAUUACUGUGAUUCUGCUGGUAUGUCGGAGGCUAAGCCUUGUCCAGCAGGGUAUGCAUGCGAGGUAACAGGAAUAGUCAAUCCACUUUUGGAGGAACAUUGCGAUGGCACUGAUUGCUAUAAUCCAAAGUCUUGCAAACCUGGCUAUUUCUGCGAAGAGGGCAAAUCUCCCGAGCGUUGUCCUCCUGGCACCUACAAUCCUAGAUAUCACGGUCUCUCCGAAAAGGAUUGUAUUGAAUGUACACCUGGAAAAGUUUGUUCUGUUCCUGGAUUAGAAGCACCAGAUGGUGACUGUCUUGCUGGCUACUACUGCAGUGGUGGAGCUGCAAGACCAUCAGGAGCAACUUAUCCUGUUCAACCUUGUGCUGUUGGUUACAAGUGCCCAACAGGGUCCCCAGAUCAGAUUCCAUGUGAAAGAGGAACCUAUUCCACUGCUGGAACACAAGAUAAAUGUUUGGCGUGUCCCGCUGGCUCAUUAUGUGUUGGUAACAUUCCGGAAAAUCCGACAGCAGGCCAAGAAGUUUGUCCUGUAGGACAGUUUUGCUCAGGCGGUGACUAUGAAGGUGAAAAGUGCCCGCGAGGAACUUAUUCUCCAAAUGAUGGAAGAAGCCUUCUAACCGAGUGUAUUGAUUGUGAUGCUGGUCAUUAUUGCCCUGAGCGAGGCAUGAACGCGACAGGGCCUGAGUGUGAGGCUGGCUUUAUUUGUAAAACAAAAGCUCUAUAUUCGCAUCCAAAUAAAGAAACCGAAACCGAUGAUUCAAAUACUCUCUGUCCAAUUGGAUUCUUCUGUGAACAGGGAACUGAAGAACCAGAACCAUGCCCGAUCGGAACUUUUGGGUCAAUUCCUGGGCUCAAAAGUAGGAACGAUUGUAGCCCUUGUCCUGGAGGAACCUUUUGCCCAAGUGUCGGAAUGACGUGGGAUGAUAUUUAUGACAGUACAAGCAAUGCGAUUAAUGGCACUGUUAAAUGUGAACCAGGUUAUUUCUGUAAGUCAGGCUGCACAAAGCCAGAUCCAUUGUCAUCAAGUGACUGUAGCAGCUCUGUUUCGAACUCAGGAGGCAAAUGUCCUCGUAAAUUCAUGUGCCCGAAAGGUUCGACGGAACCGGUUCCUUGUCCGAUCGGAGAAUACCAAGAUGCUGACCUUCAAGACUCCUGUAAGCCAUGUGAAGAUGGAAACUACUGUGAAAACGGAGUCAUGCGACCUUGUAGAAAAGGUUACUACUGCAAAUAUGACCCAAGCACAGUACCUUACUUACCAACGCCAUGUCCGAUUGGAACCUAUAAUAAUCUUCUUGGACAGAAAGAUGGCGGUGUUUGUGAUCCUUGUCCUGCUGGAUAUUACUGUCCAAAAUAUGGGCUUGGAUCCGGAACUGAAUUCAAAUGCGCAGCUGGAUUCAAAUGUACUGGCGGAACGAUUGAAGCAAGACCAAAGAAUAAAAAUGGGGAUCCUUGCCCGAUCGGAACCUAUUCAGCAGAGGGCGCAAGUGAAUACAGAGACUGCAAAAAAGGACAUUACUGCGAUAAAGUCGGACUCACAGACGCAGAGAUGGAUAGUAACGAAUGCGCAGCGGGUUAUUUCUGUGAUACUGGAUCAAUAUCAGCAACACCAAAAGACGCAUCGGGAGAAUUUAUUUUCUGUUCUGUCGGAAACUAUUGCCCAAAAGGAGCUGACUCGGAGUUGCCUUGUCCACCAGGAACUUUUAGUAACUCAACAGGCGGAUAUGAGUGUAGCGGCGGCGAUUCGAUAAGCUUAUGUCCGGAAGGCUUCUAUUGCCCCCCAUCAAAUACAACCACUGGUCGUCUACCCUGCCCGGCAGGCCAUAUGUGUCCGGAAGGAUCAAUAGUGGCAUUCCCAUGCCCGCACGGAACGUAUCAAGACCAGCAGAGACGAUCGUCUUGCGAGACUUGUCUAGCUGGUAAUUACUGCGAGGGAGCAACAGAAAAACCAGUAGAAUGUGGGCUUGGAAAUUAUUGUCCCGCUGGUACUGGCUUUCCAAUUCCUUGCCCUCCCGGCACUUACAACGACGCUGAUAGUUCUAAUUCUGGACGUUCUUAUGAACGAUUUUGCAAGGAAUGCCCUGCUGGUAAAGCAUGCACAACGGCGGGAAUCAAAGACCCAAUUACUAGUCUACCAAAUUGCGCACCAGGCAUUAAUUGCAUUGGCGGAGCAUCUGAUGUCCUACAGUCUGAUGGGAAAUAUGGUGAGAUCUGUCCAAUAGGCUCUUACUGUGACGACGGAACUGCAAAACCAUGUCCUGUCGGCUCUUAUGGAAGUCGAAGCGGACUCACCAGCAGUUCUGAAUGCUCAGAAUGUCCACAAGGGUUUGAUUGCUCAGAAGAAGGAGUUUGGAAUCUUGUAGAUCAUCGAUGCGAAGCUGGGUACACAUGUGAUGCUGGCGUAGAUGGUGUAUCUAAAGUGCCUGUAGCUUGUACUAGUUCAGGAAAGUACUGUCCUCUUGGAAGUUAUCAAGAACAAUUUUGCCCAGAAGGAAAAUGGAAUGAUAAAGCAACGCCGCAUGCCGAAUGUGAUCUUUGUCCAAGAAGUUUCUUCUGUGACGGAAACGGCAAUAAAGAGGAAUGUCUUCAAGGACACUACUGUCCUCAAGGUUCAUCAGAUAAAACCAUGCUCGGGUGUCCCCCUGGAACUUACUACGAUGAUACUGGAGCAUCUUCUUUUGCUAAUUGUAGAACUUGUCCACAAGGAAAAUAUUGUACCUAUAAAGCUGGACCGGAUUCUCCUAAUGAUCUGCCAGAUUGUAUGAAUGGUUACGACUGCGAUUUUGGACAAUCUAUACCAUCCCCUGCUGAUAAAAAAUGCCCGAAAGGAUAUGUUUGUCCUGCUGGAAUAAAAACUCCUUGUCCGGUCGGCACUUUCUUGAAUAUCGAAGGAGGAAGGACACUCGAUGACUGUCUACCGUGUCCUCCAGGUUGGUUUUGCGAGACUGAAGCUCUUGAAGAAAAUCCAAAAGACACUGGAAAUGAAGAUUUCAAAUGCAAAGCAGGAUUUUUUUGCUUCUCUGGAGCAACAUCGCCAGAACCAGAUGAUGAUACGAACGUUCCAGCGCUAUUUGGCGAGUGUCCACCUGGCUUCAAAUGUCCAGAAGACGGUACUGCAGAGCCCGAAGGUUGUCCUGAUGGAUACUACCAAUCGAAUGCUGCCCAAAGCGAGUGUCAAGACCAGUGUCCUGCCGGUUACCUCUGCAGAGGUGUCUUGACUGAUUACACUGACGCCGAUGAUUCUUGCCCACUUGGUCAAUUCUGCGAAGUAGAUGGUAGCACACCUUACGAUGUUAAUCCGUGCCCUCCAGGAACAUAUAGAAUCGCUGAAGGACCCGCAGAUAGCGAAGAUGAGUGCGAAGUUUGCCCACCAGGGAAAUUCUGUCCAUUUUUCGGCCUUGAUAAAGAUGUUGCAAAUGACCCGGCUUACGAUUGCGAUGAAGGGUAUUACUGCUCAAAUGAAAACGACGGAAGUUGGACACCAAGACCGUAUUGCAGUGGGGAUCUUCUAAGUACGGAAUACUGCAACAACAAGGACAUUGGUGGUAUUUGCCCAGUUGGAAGUGUGUGCCCCGCAACAAUAGUUGAGCCAGAACCAUGCCCAGAAAAUAAGUUUUGUCCUCAUGAAGGCCUCGGCGACUCGGACAUGUCAAGUAACGAUUUCAACUGUGCAGCCGGAUACUACUGCUCAGGAGGAGCGACAACGAAUUCACCUAACGAUCGAUUCAACGAGGAACAAGGCGAGUUUGGUGAAAUUUGUCCCAACGGUAAAUAUUGCGAAGAAGGUCAAUCUCCUGUCAGCUGUCCUGAGCACUUUUAUAAUCCACAAACUGGAUUGGGAAGUCAACCUGAAUGUCGAGAGUGUCCACCAGGAAAGACUUGUUCCGGUGGCUUUGCAAAUGGCGAUUGUGAUGGAGGCUCACAUUGCUACGGAGUUACAGGUGUAUCUCAAAAUAAAGAUCCUUGCGAUGCGGGUUCGAUGUGUGAAGCAGGAACCGUUGAACCAAAGCUUUGCAAUCAAGGUUUCCACCAAGGAUCAACUGGCCAAGAUACUUGUGAUUUGUGCCCAUCUUCGUACUUCUGCGACGGAGUUACUGAUGUUGGUGCUCCCAAUUUGAUUAUGGGAAUCGGAAUAGUCGGCUCAGGACAUGAAUGUGUACCAGGUUACUACUGCCCAGAAGAAACAUUCUUGAAGAACGAAAAUCCUUGUGAGCCCGGUGAAUAUAGUGCUAUCAGCGCCAAUUUUUCAUGCCAGCCAUGUGAUGCUCAAGUUUACUGUCCUGGUUAUGCUGUUUCAGACGACAUGAUCUCUGAUUUGUCGUCAACAGAUUUCAAAUGCGGAGACGGCUACAACUGCACGAGCGGUGCUUAUUCUCCUUACGGCGAGACAAAAGACGAACCCUUCCCAUCAGAAUGCGAGCCUGGACAGUAUUGUCCUGGAAUAACCGAUGCUGUUGAUGAUUGCCCACCAGGAACCUUUAGAAAUGUAUCUCGUGGUGCCGGCGAAGAAAGUUGUCAAUCUUGUCCUGGUGGAUUCAAAUGUCCAUUUGCUGGAAUGACUGAACCAGAGAUAUGUGAUGCUGGGCAGUUCUGCCCUAAUCUUGGUUAUUGUGACGGAAAAACCGGAACUGACGAAAUAUGCGAUCCAAGAUACAGCGCAGCGGCCUCAAAAGAUCCAGUCAAAGAGGGAUACAUGUGUCCGCCAUACCAUUUCUGCCCAAGCGGUAGUAUGGAGCCUAAUCCUUGCACAGAUGGUACUUAUACUCCAGAUUUUGAUUCUUCUGAUCCAGAAUCAUUUGGCAAUCUCCAAUGUAAGGAUUGUGAACCUUCCGGAGUUUGUCAAAACGGUCAGUACUCUCCAGAAUGUCUUCCAGGUUACUAUUGCCAAGAUGGUACGGCUAUACCAUGCCCCGCUGGUACAUUCAACAAUAUUAAAACCGGUAAUUCAAUCGAUGAUUGCGAACCAUGUCCAGAUGAUCAUUUCUGUGGAGACUCUGGAACAACAACUCCACAACCAUGCAAAGCUGGUUACGUUUGCAAGAAAGGAACAACAUUUGGCUCUCGCGUUCCAGAUCCAGAGGCUGAAAAAGGCACUCCCGAAGCAGAUGAAAUCUUUGGCUAUCGGUGUCCUGAAGAGCACUACUGUGGCGACGGAACAAAUAGUGCCCCAGAACAAAUUUGCCCGGACGGCCGUUAUAGAGACACUGAUCUUGGUGCAUCCAUCGAGGAUUGUCAUCCUUGCCCAAGUAGCUCCUACUGCACAAAUGGUAAAGUACAAGGCACUUGCGAAGAUGGAUUUUUCUGUAACACAGAAUCUCCCAGCAACACACCGACACUCAAUGGAACCUUCUUUGGUCCUUGUCUUGCAGGUCACUUUUGUGUUGACGGACUUAUGUCAACUUGUCCGGCUGGUAAGUUCCAAAAUGAAGAAGGAAAGUCCUCUUGCAAAGACUGCCGCGAAGGAUUUUAUUGCCCUCAAGGUAGUGAUGUAGAAAUAUCUUGUCCUCCCGGUGCUUACUGUGUAUCGAAUUCUGCGAGGCCAACUUAUUGCAACGUUGGUUACUAUCAUGUUGGUGGCGAAAAAACUACAAGCUCUGCCAGUUGUGUUGCUUGCAAAGCUGGUUUUGCUUGUCCAACAAUUGGUUUAAUAGAAAAUGAUGUCUCGAAUUUUGAAUGUGAAGCAGGUUUUUACUGCCCAAGACGAUCAACCUCAACAAGGCAGAAUAUCUGUACUCCAGGUCAUUAUUGCCCUGCUGGAAGCGAAUCCGAGAAAGCUUGUGAUGGAACCAUGGCCUGUACUGAUUAUCAACUCGACGCUCCAAAUGAAGAAUGUUUCCCGGGCUACUUCUGUCCUGAAGGAAGUGACUCACCGAAAAUGAAUCCUUGUCCAGCUGGAUAUCAUUGCAGUAGUGACAACGAUCUUCCUGUAGCUUGUCCCUUAGGAAAAUUCAACAGAUAUCCGCUUCAACCGUCUGAAGAUGCUUGUGAACCUUGCCUCCCUGGAUAUUACUGUCCGCGAGUUGGAAUGAACGCUCCGCCAGAUGAUGAAUAUCUUUGCCGCGAAGGCUAUUACUGCCCAGCUGGUUCAGAAACAUCGCAGGGGCGAACAGAUUCAGAGCCUGAACAUGUGUGCCCAGUUGGAACUUACUGUCCAGAAGGUUCCGCGAGACCGAUUCCUUGUCCUGAUGGAUACUACCAAGAUAACACCAAACAAGAAAUAUGUGAAGCUUGUCCCGCUGGGUCUUACUGUAUAGGCGAUUUGAACAACGAUCCGUAUGUUGGAACCAUAAAUCCUAUCGACUGUCCCGAAGGUCAUUACUGUGAAUCAUUUGAGGAUUCUCUCCGCACGAGACCAGUUCCAUGCCCUGCUGGAACAUUCAGGGAUGAAGUCGGAGGAGAGACGGAUGGAGACUGUGAAAUAUGUGAGCAAGGAUGGAUCUGCACCGGUGUUGGCCUAAUAGAUACCGAAGAAACUCCUUGUUAUGCGGGCUAUUAUUGUCCGGAGCGGCAAAAUAACGCAGCUGGAAGACUUGAAGCACAAAAUGGCAAAGCACAUCCUUGCGAAGAGCACGAAUACUGUCCAACUGGUUCUUUUGAAGGAAUCCCUUGCCCUGACGGAACCUAUCGAAACAACACUGGUGAUUGGUUCGGAUACGAUGAAGCCUCUUGUCAACCAUGUGACCCGGGAAAAUAUUGUAUCGAAGACGAUCGACUCAUCGAAUGCGAAGCUGGAUAUAUUUGCUCUUGGGGCGCUACCAAACCUGACCCAGAGGAUGGAGACACAGGAUAUAUUUGCCCGAAGGGUCAUUAUUGUCCAGCUGGAGCACUGAGACCAGAGCCUUGUGACGCCGGUUUCUAUAUGGAAGAUGAAGGUGCUGGAUCUUCUGACGAUUGUUUCGAGUGCGAGCCUGGUUUCUAUUGCCCAAGAGCUUCCACAAACGGAACCCAGCAUGUGUGCUUAGAGGGAUACUAUUGUCCCCAAGGAAGUGAUGUUGGAAACUACCAAGCUUGUCCUGUUGGACAUGAAUGCCCAGCUGGUUCAUCCGAACCUGAACCGUGUGGUCCCGGAGAAUAUGCUCCGAUCAUAAAAAUGACUGCUUGCCUUGAAUGUCCUGAGGGUUUCUACUGUCCAGAUGAUGUCAAUGUUGAGCCAAAAAUAUGCCCUGCUGGAUCGUUCUGUGUUGCAGGCAGUGAUGAAAUUCAGCUUUGCGCUGCUGGUACAUUUAAUUCUUAUGAAGGCGCAAGAAAUCAAACGGAUUGUACCACAUGUCCAGGCGGUUAUUAUUGCCUGGACGGUACUGCAGCAAUUGAUGAGUCUAUUCGCUGCCUUCCUGGCUAUUUCUGUCCUCCUGGAACGAAAGCCCAAACAGAAAAUAUGUGUCAACCAGACUACUAUUGCCCAACCGGAGCUUCGGCAAUGCAGCCAUGUGAUGCUGGGUUCUACUCGAUUUCUCCGCUUGCUUCUGAAUGCAAACCUUGCGAGCCUGGCUACUACUGUCCUCGAACAAAAACAGAUAUCAAUGGAACAGUCAAUAUGCUCACAGAACGUAAACCUUGCGAAGAAGGCCAUUACUGUGAAGGGGGACAAGAGUUUCCGCAACCAUGUCCUCUUGGAACAACCAACCGGAAUACUCUCUCUAGUGACAUAAGCGCUUGUGAUCCUUGUCCAGAGGGCUUCUGGUGUAGCGGUACGAACCAGACUGCUUGUGACGAUGGCUUCCAUUGUAUCAGUGGUUCUUAUUCGCCAUCGCCUGGAUGUUCGGAUAAAGCAGCUGGUCGAGGAGAAGUCUGUCCUCUCGGGCAUUACUGCGUUGACGGAUUUAAGUUUCCGUGCAGUGCUGGAACGACAUGCUCGCAAUACGGUCUUACAGAUGAGUCACAAGCAGAAGAUUGUCCAGCAGGAUACUAUUGCCCGCUGGGAACUAUCAGCUUCUCUGCUGAUCAUCUCCUUGACCAACUUGACGGGAACGAACCCGUCAAAUGCGGCCUCCAACCAGAAUCGGCAAAUCCAAAUACAUUCAAUCAGAUCAUCUUCCAAUUCUCGAUUUUUCUUGACAAUCAAAUCGAAAAGGGCGUCUAUUGCCCUCAAAGAAGUGCGUCGCCAACCAACUGCCCGAAAGGCCAGUGGUCUCAGUCAGUUGCCUCUAAGGGCGAAAUCUAUAACAAUAGCACCACUGGGCCUGAGGAGUGCAAUUUAUGUCCUGAAGGUAGAGCCUGCACUCGAGAAGGAACAUUUGAUCCGAUCGAAGAUUCUAUCAGCUGUUCAAAUGGAUACUAUUGUGGAAAGGGUUCAGAUAAAUCUAAACCCGAUGGUGCUACCUGCAGCGAGCAAAAUAUGUGUCCAAGUGGCUCGAAAGUUGAGAUGCCUUGUCCACCAGGAACUUAUCAGAACUCUCAAAAACAAAGCAAAUGUAAUUUCUGCAGAAAGGGACAUUAUUGCACCGGAAAUGCUGAAUUGCUUUGGCGCGGAGUUGAUGACAUCUGGGGCAAGGAUCCAGAAACGAAUUAUAUAUGCGAAUAUUGCGACUGUGUCGAAGGCCAUUACUGUCCAGGAAACUCAACUGCACCUCAGCCGUGUCCAGUCGGCACUUAUGGCAGAGACGGAUCAAAAACAUACAGCAAAGUUGAAGAUUGUAAUGCUUGUGACGGCGGACACUAUUGUGAUACCGAGGGAUUACUGCAGAGUGAAAUGGAUAAUCUUAUUUGCGAAGCCGGCUACGUUUGCGCCUCUGGUUCAUUUAGUCCAACACCAACUGGAAUCGUCGAGCAAGAUAAAGACAGUGGAAAAUGGAGUGGAAACGGCAAGUGCCCACUUGGAUAUUUCUGCGAAGAAGGAUCCAAAGAACCAUCGCCCUGUCCUAAAGGAAUGAUAGGUAUUGAAACAGGAGCAACAAAAGAACUUCCUGACUCAAGUCUGGUCACAGAAUUCAACAAAACAUGCAUUUUCUGUCCACCUGGUCUUUACUGCCCGAAUGAAGCAAUGAAAACUGCUGAAAUUAUUGGCACAAAAGAAUGCAAUGAAACUGAAAGCAAUGACAACUGCCCGAUUGAAUGUCCCGAAGGUUCAUUCUGCGAAGAAGGAUCCGAGUCCGGAACGAUUCCAUGUGGCCUCGGAAAAUAUUGUCCGAAAGGUACUCCCGCUGAGAUCGCAUGUCCGAUGGGAACUUACAAUGAUAUUGGAGGUCUUUCUGAGUGCUUGCCCUGUGAACCUGGCUAUUACUGCGAUAAUUUCUUUGGUACUGUUAAUCCAAAAAUCUGUCCAGUCGGAACUUAUUGCCCUAAUAACAACACCAUUGUGCCAAUAAGUUGUCCGCCAGGAACGUACAAUCCAGUCUCCGAAAUCGGCAGCGAGCCUGUUUCGAAAGACUCCUGUCUUCCGUGCCCAGAAGGAAAAUUCUGCCCCGAUCCUGGAAUGGGAGGCUUUGGCAGCAACGGUACAUAUGACUGCGAUCCUGGCUUUUACUGUGAAGAAGGCGCAAGAGAACGAGAUCCAGAUACAGAUAUGAAUAAACCUUGCCCCACUGGAAAAUAUUGCCCGAACGCUGAUGGUAUUUACAGACCACUCGAUUGUCCCAUCGGAACCUACAAUCCGUCGACUCACGCUAGGGAUCGUAAAACUGGCUGUCUGCCUUGCAAGGGUGGGUAUGUUUGUGACGAGUCAGGCCUUGUUACACCGGAGAUUCUUUGUCCCGCUGGUUUAUAUUGCCCAAGUGAUGAAGAGACUGUAUACGGUACACCGUGUCCUAAACAUCACAUGUGUCCUGAAGGUUCUGCUGACCCGAUUCCGUGUCCACUCGGCUUCUAUCAAGGCUCAACAGGCGCCGAUAGCUGUAUUCCAUGCUCUGCAGGCUCAUACUGCCAGCCCACAAAACCUGAUUCUCUGAAUCCUAACGAGCCGAUUGACAUCAAAGAAGAGAUUUGCCCAGCUCAGUACUACUGUCCCCCAGAAACCGCGUAUCCUAUCAAGUGCCCUUCGGGAACCUACACACUCAGCGAUGAGACCGGUAGAACUCAACUCAGUGACUGCAGACCAUGUCCAUAUGGCAAGUACUGUCGAGAUGGUCAGAUUCAAGGACCUUGCAUGUUCGGAUACCUUUGUUACAGUGGAGCAAACGCGCCAAAUCCAAAAUAUGGCGACGACAUUGAGAUUGAAUUGUUUUACAACUCUUCAACGGGUCUUAUCGAAUACGAACCUCUAAAAGCAAAUGAUCCAAUGAACUGUACAUCUGGCGAUGUGUGUGCGGGUCCUUGUCCUCCUGGGUAUUACUGUUAUCCGAACGGAGACACUUCAACCAUCGAGCCUUGUGCUAACAACACCUACAGAGAACAACCGGGUGGUAUGUCUCCAUAUCAAUGCUCAACAUGUCCAGCAGGUCUUUUCUGCGAGAUCGGCGCAACCGAGGCGGUUCCUUGUCCUCCGGGUCACUAUUGCCCAGCUUGGUAUAAUACACCUGAAGAAGCUAAAAUACACGGGGAACAAAUACGAACUUUUAGAGGAGAGAACGUUCUCCUUCAUCCCGCUCCAGGACCACAGCGUUGUCCCAUCUACACAUUUAGAAAUGAAUCUGGCGGAAAAAGUAUUGAUGAUUGUCGAUUCUGCGACCCUGGCUAUUUCUGUGACCAAGAAGGUAUUGUCAAUCAAGAAGACUUCCCGUGCAAACCUGGAUAUUAUUGCUCUGGUCAAGGUCUACCUCCACGAAAAUGCCCAGCUGGAAGGAUGUCACCAGAAAAUCAUCUAGCCGAAAGCUCCUAUGAUUGCUUGCCCUGCUCUCCUGGACGUUAUUGUCCUGAACCAAUCGGCAAACUCAUCAAUAUUGAUGGAAUUCUGUGUCCUCUCGGAUAUGAAUGUCCAGGCGGAACUAGAAUUGCCAUGAAAUGUCGAGCGGGAUACGUCUGUAAUCAAGAAGGCAUGGCUUCCGGUGAAAUUUGUCCAGAAGGCUAUUAUUGCCCAGAAGGAACGAAAUCAAUAAUUGAAGAUCUAAAGUGCGAGUUCCCCUUCUUCUGUCCAAAGGGAUCUUCAACUCCUCAACCGUGUGACCUCGGUUUUGAGGCAAAAGAGUCUUCAAACUCAUCUGAUGGCCUUCGAACAUCGAAAGCGGACUCUUGCAGAAUUUGCGUUGCCGGAACGUACAGAAAUACCUACGAUUCUGAGAGCUGCUCUCAGUGUGAACCAGGAUACUUCUGUCCGGAGGGAACCGGCGAUUACACUGAAAAUCAAUGUGAUCCAGGACACGAGUGCCCACGUGGAAAUCCUACUGGAAUGAUGAUACCUUGCAAACCUGGAACUUACGCUUUCGGUCGUGGAAAUGAAAUCUGCUCAAAAUGCAAGCCAAACACUUAUGCGAGCAAGGAGAAGGCCAUUUCUUGCAAGAACUGCGGAACUGCCUCGUAUUCUCCAGAAGGAGCCGGCACAUGCACUUGCCAUUCAGAUACACGAGUAUUCCAGGAAACGGAUUCAACCUGUAUUUGUCGGCCGCAGUACUAUUACAGCAAUGAUGGGGAAAUGGACAGUUCUGAAUUUGACUCUGAUGGAGAUUGUUCUCUUAUCAAGGCUCCAAGAUGUGAUAAUCUUAGCUCGAAAGAUCAGACAUGCAUCGAAGAAUGUGGUAAAGAGGACCAUGAGUUCUCAAAGGCAUACGGACUCUGUAUGGGCACAGAUCUUCCUCUGAUUGACGAAAAUUGCUGUGAUAAAAUUUCACUUCAAGUACAACCUGACGGUAGAAUUGAAGCCGUAAAUAAUAAAGGCGAAAUAUUGGAACCUGACUUCGACGCUUUUGGUAUUGAAGAUGUCGUCGCAAGCUUAGGGAACGAAUUCAAUGUUGAGUUCACCGUUUUCGACGAUGGUAUUCAAGGUACUCGAUACAUUGCAUCAACGAGAAAACGAAGACAAGCGGACAGUACUGCAUACAUUGAGGAUCCUCUUAUUUGUAUUCCACCAAACACAGCAGUUGUCUUCGAAAAUAAGAUCGACAACACUGACAGAGUCAACAGCGAAUAUCCAGUAUAUGUUCAAGACAGCACACUCAAUUCGAAUCCUGAAUAUGAUUAUGGAGAGUUUAGAAUUUUGCGAUACUAUGUUACAAAAACUUCAUCAUCAAAUGUCGACAAUUUUAUCUACGCAUUUACGGAAGAAGGAACGUAUACUUUCUCUAACUCGCAGAACAGCAACAGCACUCUUUUGAUUGUUGUUUCAAAUGAAAACUGCGACGGUUCUCCAAUCCAGUUCAUUUCAGAAGAGUCCUUACGUAAUGCCGGAGUGGUGUCCACUGAACCUGUUAUGGAGCCGAACUGGCCUCUGAUAAUCGGUUUGACAACUUCAUUUGCCAUUCUCAUCAUCAUCGGAGUCUUGAUCUUCUUGAUUAUCGAUCCUUAUGGUUGGGAAGUGUUCUCGACGAAACGAUUCAAGCCAAAAUUCAAGGAUCUCGCCGAGCCACCCCUGCCAACUAAAAUCGAAAAACUCGAUCCGGACGAUGAUUCUCGUCGAGCUCUUCUUCCAUACAACAGAAACUCGUCUGAGCUCGAAGACUUCAGUGUCAAAAACUUCAUCGACAAACUGAAAGAUCAGCGCUACUACCUCGACGAACAAAUCUCUGCUUCCAAGAACAAGCUCCGAGAAUUCCGAACGCGAGUAAACGAAGAAACGAAGCGUUUAUCUGAUGAAGUUUCGAAAAUGAAUCUGGACUCAAUCCAAAUCAACAAAUCUGGAAUCGCAGAAAAUGGGCAAAACGUCGUGGAAGUUAACCACCAGACAAAUCUGAGAUACUCAGAUGACUUGCAAGUCGAGGAAGAUGCGCUCUUUGUCACUAUGCAAGAAGUGCUCAACAAGCUACACGGAGGCCGACUUUUGAUUUCAGAUGACACACUUGAGGACGCAAAGAGGCUGUAUCGCGAACGAAAACGCAUGCAGAAGGAUUUCAUCGACAUUCCUGAGAAAACGGAUACCACUAAUCUUGGAAAUGCAGUUGAGUUGAACCAAGAGGACAUUCGACCAGCCUUCGACGAAAACUCAAAAAAUCGAGAAGCAGCGUGCACCUACGGAAUGACUGCUGAAGAGGCUGAAGAAUACUGGCAAAAAGCAGCGGAAGAAAACGCACAAGCCGAUCUAAAAUAUCUCGAUGAGCGUGAACGUCAAAAAUGGCGACUUCAGCAGCGUCUUAAACGACGAGUGGAUCCGAGAUACAAAGACGAAGUCCUUAUUCAACAAAUGAUUCAAACUGAAGUAGACGAAAAUAAGCUCGACAAGGAAGAUGCAUCGGAAAAAUUGAACAACGAGAAAUUGCUAAACGACAAGAUGAAAUCGGACAAUAUCGAAUUCGUAAAAGGUGAAGUUUCCGGCCAAGCUGGCGGAGAAACCGUUGUUGCUGCGAUGAUUAACAUCUCAUACGACGAGAUCAAUCAGAAACAAUCGGAUGCAGAGAAAGAUCUGAAGCGCAACUACCGCAAGAGAAAAGAAAAGCAGCGGAAGGAACUCGAAGACAUGCACAAAGCAGAGCUCCAAGAACUUGCAGAAGGAACGAUCGAUCUCUCCGAAGUUUUGGUACGACACGAAAUGGAGAAAGAAGCAAUCGAUCUCAAACUUGAUUCCGAAAUGGAAGAGGAUAUGCUUGCUAUCAUGCAAAGUGCGCAAGAAGAUCGAGAAAUGAUUUUCGAAGAAGAACUCAGAAAACAAGCAAACGGAACUUUACCACCAGCAGUUGCGAUUGAACUGAUGAAGAAAUACAAGGCUCACAUGGAUAAAGCCUCUUCACGGCGCUCCAACGCUCGAGAUCAAUUCGAUUUGAAGCUAAAAGAACGAAGACGAGCAAAACGCGCCGCACGAGAUAGUAAGAUUAUAGGAGAUACUGUCGACAAGUACAACAGCAGACAAUCUCUUAUCAAAGAAAUCGGUCGGCCAUCGUACGGCGAGUUCAUUUCGGACGCUGAACUCGAAGAUCAACUCGCAGAAGCAAAGAAACGAGAUCAAAACUUAGCUUCUUCUGUCCAAGCUCAAGCAAAUAAAGAGUAUCUUGCGGAACUGGCUGCGGCAGAGAAAGAAAUGGAAGAGUUUGAUAAGGAGUAUCAUGAAGAAAUGGACAAUAUUGAAGCUGAAUUCGAGCAACGCAAACUCGAGCUGUUGAAAACUGUGGACCCAGAAGAAGCAGACAGGCUCUUCGCAGAGUUGAGUGCUGAUAUGGCAGUUUCUGAAGAGAAGGCCAGACAGCACCUGCUUCUUCAACGAGCUCGUCUUGUCGCAAAACUGAAAAAGCGACAACAGGAAAAAAUGGCAGAAGCAGCGGACGAAGCUGCCAAAAAGAUCAAAGAACAAGAAGACGCCAACAAAGUCGACCUCAACAACAAGCGAAAGGAAAAUACUCAGCGUGCUGAAAUCAACCUUAUUAAAACUCAAAUGAACCAAAGCGACAAACCAGAGCCGUUGAAAAUUGUCAAAUCUGUCCUUGAUGCUCGUCAUAAAAAAGAACUUGCUGAGUUGGAGGAUAAAUUUGGUCAAGAACGAGAGGAGCUUCUUUUGAACUGUGAUCCAAAUGAGAGAAUUAUGGUUCUCUCUGAUUGGGAAUAUCGAAUGAAUAAAGCAAUCGUCGAGCUUCGCCAGCAACACUAUAACGAACUUAUCGAUUACCUCGACCAAGUUUGUCCAAAAACAGCCGAUUCCGUCCGUGCCAACAACGAAGCAAACGCGCAAAAACUGAAAGAACUCGAGAAAGAUCAAAAAGAACUUGAAAAACAGCUUGCUUCGGAGCGAGCGCAGUGGGAAGCCGAGCAAAAUGCAAAGAUCGAGGAAAAAUUGCGCAAAGCGGAGGAAGAGUUUGAAGCUGAAAUGCGAGCGGAGCUAGAAAAACUUGAAAACGAGAGUAGCGAAUCCGAUGAAUUGAAAAAACUGAACGAGGAAAUGCAAGCAGCACUUGACGCAGCUAAAGCCUCGGGGUCAUCGCCGGAAGAAGUUGAAAAGAUGAUGGAGGAAUGGGAAGAAAAACAGAAUAAACUUCUACUCGCGAAGGGAGCCGCUCAUCUUGGACAAAAGAAAGCCGUUCAAGAUAAGAUCGAGAGACUCAAACAGGAGCGCUUGCAAAAGGAAAAGACGAAAUUGGAGGAGCACAAACAGAUCGAAGAAGCGAAACUCGCGACUGAAGAGAAAUUGAAGCAAGCAGAAAAUCUCGAGAAGAUUGAACAAAUCGUGACAGAUGGUGAAAAAGCAACUGUUGAGGUUGCUGAAAGCCCAGUCGAAACUACUUCCGAUAAUAACAACGAAUUAUCGGAAGAAGACUUUGAUAGCAUUCUGAAAUCAAGCGAUUUGUACAAGGUUGUCAGAAGCUUGAAACAAUCUACAUACUCGUCUCCAACAACGCUCUACACAUUCAAGUCAUCAAACUCUGUCGGUAAUGAUUUGGAAACGAUUCCGACCGCUCUGCUCGGCAAAAACGAACGCGUCGUCUUCAAGUUCUGUCAGUACAUUCUAAGUCUUAUCGUCAACGUUGCUGGAUAUCGCCCAGUUACUCUUCUCGCGGCAUCGAAGAUUCCUUCGAAUCCAGAACUCGAAAAGAACGGUUUCAAAGGAUGGUUCUCCUAUGAUUGCACCAACAGAUUCCUCUUCAUCACAAAAGAAAAGCUCCAAGAGCAAAACCCAGGACACCUGUACGUUCUUAUGGCUCACUGUAUGGCGCACAUUCGAACCGGCGAUUUGACCAACGAUCUAAACCCCCAGUUCCGAAACGAGUUCUACCAGCUCCUUGCGAAGAUAUCGACUCACAUCUUCCAAAUUCAAACUACGCCGGAAAUGAAACUGCCACUUGAAUUCUCUGGAAAGUCAAAAGAAAAUGUUGAGUACACGCCUGCUGAAAUCAAGGCCAUUUUCAAGCGAAAAGAAAAGCUUGAUCUUGAAGCCCUAUCUGAUGAGCUCGGCGAAAUCAACAAGGAGUUGGCCGAUCUACGCAGAAACGAUGCUUCAGAAAAACAAACUCGCGCCCUCGAAAAACGCCAAGCAACUCUUCAGCGACAAAUUGAAGGAAUAUCCGACUCACUUGCUAUUGAAUAUUAA